UAUUCCCUCCAGUGUCUGAGGAGGAGCAGACCUCUCUGAUUCCCUUCCCUCUCCUCCCCUCCCUCCUCCUUCCUUCCCCUUCUUCCCCUCAUUCUUUCUGUCUCUCUUUCUCUCUCCCUGUUUCUCUAUGAUUUGGUUUUUCAUUCUCUGGAAAAUACAUGAUGGUAGGUCUGAAGUUUUAGCAAAAGAUUUAAUGUACAAAAGUAUUUUUAGAUACUCAGCUGUACAGGCAUUAUUGUUUUAUCUCCUUGGCUUUAUUCAUCAGUUUUGGACAUGACAGCAUUUAAAAGGUUAAUGUCCAUUUUCAUGGCUGUUGGCUGCCUCAUUAGUCAUGGAAAGACACAGCAACAAUGCUCAACUGGGUUUGAGAUAGAUCGUGCCUCAGGCCAAUGCUUAGAUGUCGAUGAAUGCCGCACUAUUGCCGAGGCCUGUAGAGGAGAUAUGGUGUGUGUCAACCAAAAUGGGGGCUAUUUAUGCAUUCCACGAACAAAUGCCGUCUAUCGAUCCCCAUAUUCGAAUCCUUAUGCACCUAAUAUAUACCCACCGCCUCCAGUCCCAGCUCCUGCUCCAAAUUAUCCCACUGCUGGAAGAGCUCCUGCCAUUUGUCGGUUUGGGUAUCGAAUGAGUGAAAACAACCAGUGUGUAGAUAUCGAUGAAUGUGCAACUGAAUCACAUCAGUGCAACCCUACCCAAAUCUGCAUCAACACUGAAGGAGGAUAUACUUGUUCCUGCACUGAAGGAUACUGGCUUUUAGAAGGCCAGUGCUUAGAUAUAGAUGAAUGUCGCUAUGGAUACUGUCAUCAGCUAUGUGCCAAUGUACCUGGCUCCUAUUCCUGUACCUGCAACCCAGGAUUUGUCUUGAAUGAAGAUGGAAGAUCAUGUCAAGAUGUGAAUGAAUGUACAACUAACAACCCUUGUGUACAAAACUGUAUCAACACCUAUGGCUCAUUCCUUUGUCGUUGUGACCCUGGGUAUGAGUUGGAGACUGAUGGCAUUAGUUGUACCGAUAUGGAUGAAUGCAGCUUCUCAGAAUUUCUCUGUCAGCAUGAAUGUGUUAAUCAGCCAGGUAGUUACUACUGUUUCUGCCCUGCUGGUUACGUUCUUCUUGAGGACACUCGGUGCCAGGAUGUUAAUGAAUGUGAGGUUGGGAAUCACACUUGUACCGUGCAGCAAACAUGUUUUAAUGUCCAAGGAGGAUUCAAAUGCCUAGACCCAGUAAGAUGCGAGGAUCCUUAUAUCCUGAUCAAUGAAAAUCAUUGUAUAUGUCCAACUGAAAAUCCUAGCUGUAGAGACCAGCCCUUCACCAUCUUGUACAGGGACAUGGAUGUAUCAGGACGUACUGUGCCCUCCGAUAUAUUUCAGAUGCAAGCAACCUCUCGCUACCCUGGUGCUUAUUACAUCUUUCAGAUCAAAUCAGGAAAUGAAGGCAGAGAAUUCUAUAUGCGGCAAACUGGACCUAUCAGUGCCACACUUGUGAUGACUCGUCCUCUGAAGGGGCCACGUGACAUUCUGUUGGACCUGGAGAUGGUCACUGUUAACACUGUCAUCAAUUUCAGAGGAAGUUCUGUCAUUCGACUGAGGAUUUAUGUCUCACAAUAUCCCUUCUAAAUCUAGACUGGCAUUGCUUUCUUUAAAACAAUCACAGCAGCUGCUGAAAAAGGACCUUUUUCUGCCCGAACAUUUUUCUCAGGAGUCAGUUCUUCUAAUAACUCAACAUGAAAUUAGUAUUAAAGCAUGCUACAAUUGCUCAUAUUACAAUGAUUGGUCAGUACUUCUUGUGGUUUAAAGGCACCUGAGCUUUGAAUUAUCAAUGGAUUCUAUAGAAUUAUUUUGUUUUAUUUUGCUCAUGAGUGUUAAAAUACUUUCAUCUUGCUUUCCAAACUUUUUCUAAAGUGUGAUUGAAAGCUUUAAAAACUGUGAAGCUCUUCACUGUAAUGGCAAUGCUGUUUAGCCAAGAUGCUAGAGAAACUGGGAAAAGUUGGCUUCUACUGUUCUGCUUUCUAAAAAUGAAGGAAAAACAAGGAAAACGUGCUUGUGGAACCAGGAAAGCAUCAGCCACUCUCUCAAAAAUGUUUAUGGAAUAAUCUUAGGUUCUGAACCCUAGGUCUGAUUCAGGGGGAACAGUUCCUUAUCGGCCUUCCUUUAUAGUUUUUUCACAGAUGGAAAGGUUUUGCUUAUUCCCAGGCCAGGAAAUUGAUUCCCUGGAGAUUUUGACUAGAAUCCAAACCAACCACCAGCUAUUACACCUGCUUAAGAGAACUUAGCGCUUGUACUACUUGAAUAAAUCCACCUACACCCUAGGCAACCUGUUCUUAAAAUACAGAUAAUUUUCAAAAAUAGCUUGUUACAUGGCAUGUCAGGCUUAAUGCUCAACUUUAAAAAGUUUUUUAAAAAGUCAUACCAGGCACGAGAAAUGUAUCAGGCACACAUAAAGUAACUCUUUGGACAUUGGCCAUUAUGGAUAGUAUGAAUAUAACUUAAUGGCAUACUUUAAAAUAUUUAUUGAAAAAUAGGCCAUUAUGUUCUAUAUUUAUUCUAGGCCCAUUUCACUAACAGUCACAAAGCAGCCUACUGCUGUGUAAUGAUCAUUCAAUAUGAAGUCUGGGGGAAAAAAAGCCACACAUAUAGGUCAUAUUUUAGCAGCUCUAACGGAACCAUUUUUUAUUCUUAAUUUUAUUAAGCUUAUUUUAUAUUACUCUUCUUCUGUUUUCUGCAUAGGAAAAGAAAUGUAUCUGCAAUCCAAGAAAAAAGGUACCCAGGCUGGUAGUAAGCAUAGCUCAAUAGCAGAGUAUGUAAAUUCCCUGCUUAGCCACCAGCAUUUCCAGUUAAAAGACCUCAGGAAGCAGAAUGGGAAAACCUCUAGAACUGCAACAUGCAAGCACAGCCAUUACAGGGCUAAAUGGACCAGCAGUUUGACCUUGAAAAAGGCAGGUUUUUAUUGCAUAUUAAAAAAACCAGAUGUUCUGUAUCCAGUGAUAUAUGCCCCAAAUACAGGUAGUCCCCGAUUAACGAGCACUUGUUUGAAGUUAUGACGUUGCUGAACGAGGUGACAUAUGGCUGGUCCUCAAAGUUGCUCCUGUUGGGAUGUCCCUGUGGUCACAAUUGUGAUUGGUGCUUGGCAACCAGCUUGCAAUUAUGACAACUGCAGCAUCCCCCGGUCACGUGAUCACCAUUAGCAAUCUUCACUGCUGGCUUCCAACAAGCAAAGUCAAUGGGGAAGCCAGCAGGAGGUUGCAAAUGGCGAUUACCUGACAUUGCGCCUAGCGACCACACAGGAUGCACCUAACAACCACAAUUGGAACAGUUGGAAUGUGACAUUGCGCUUUACAACUGUGUUGCUUAGCGACAGAGUUCCCAGUCCCACUUACCAUUGUUACCCAAGGACUACCUGUAAGCAUUAUGUUACAGCAUAUACACAUGCAUGGGUGCCUUCCUGGAGACUGCCUGGACAAGUCCCUUCAGUUUUCUUGGUAAGAUUUUUGGAAGUGGCUUACCAUUGCCUUCUUCCUAGGGCUGUGAGAGAGUAACUGGCCCAAGGUCACCCAGCUGGCUUUGUGCCUAAGGCAGGACUAGAACUCACGGUCUCCUGGGUUCUAGUCUGGCGCCUUUAACCACUACACCAAACUGGCUCUCUUACUGCAUAUAUAAGAAGAGUUUAUCUCUUAGAUAUUCCAGUACAUGAAUUAAUUCAUACUUUACUAUUCAUUUUUAAGAUUGCCACUAUGGAUAAGCUGACAUAAGAUUAAGGUAACAUGAACUGGCUAUGCUGAACCUAAAUCUGAUUUCUCAAUAUUUCUCACAUUUCUCAUUCAAAAUAAUGUACGUGGUCCAAAUUUCAAUGGAAGCUCAGUAGGGAUUAGAUAAUGAACCAAUUAUGUAAAAAAAAAAAAAGCUGAUUGCACCUGUCCUGGGAUUUGAGAUCAUAAUUGUGACUGCACUUGCACACAUAUCUGGAGAACAUUUAUUUAUGGGAGCAAAAUCAAAACUAAUCAUAGUAGCAAUGAACAUGGUUCUGUCAUUUAAAAAACAUAUAUUUUUAUUUUUGUCUUAAGAGUUGAUUUCCUGCACUAAUUAUAGCAUUGCUUUUUAAUAGUUUUAAUAGCUCUAACAAUACACUGAUUUUUUUAAACUGUAUCUUUAUUUUAAUUUUUCACUUAGUUUCACCAGGUUUCCUGGAAGAAAAAUAUAUUGUUCAGGACCAAAUUGUGAACACGCAAGUAGUUCACUAAGGCAUGAUAUUUUUCUGAACGUUCUGAUCACAUAAGAGGCUGUAUUCCUAUUCCAGCUGUGCUUAAUUUAUAUGUUGUUUAAACUGUUCUUCAAAGUAAAAAAAGAUGUGCAGAUUUUUUAAAAAGGGAGAUUAUAUGUGGCAAUAUAUCUAAGUUUGGACUCUAAAAGGCCUUCACCUUAAGCAGUGAAAUAUGUGAACAUAGACUGCCACUUAUUUUGUAGAGCCUACACAAAGAAAAAAUCCUAUGCAAUUUAAAUACUGUAAGAUUCAGUUUUCUAGCUUAUUUAAAUUAACAGGCUUGAAACAUUUUGCAAGAUGAGUUUGCCCUACUUUGGAUGGAGCAAUAAGGUAUGAUUUAAUAUUAUAGACAAAAGCAGUAGCAGACUUUGGAUGACUUCCAUAUAAUUAUAAUUACUGCAGACAAUGUGAAGAUCCUGGGUAGCUUCCUUUCUGGUUUAAGGAAUUGCUUGGCUUGAAAGCAUCUAUUUCUCUUUUUCAGAGCUCCACAAAGCUGUUCCAAAGGUUUGCUGUUGCUCAUGCAUGUAAUGUUGAACUAUCUUUUCACUUAUGUCCAAAAGAGAUAUUUACAUGUGCAUGUGGAAAAAUAUGUAAUGGUUAUUUGGUUGUCCAUUUUCCGGAUGUGUACUAUUUACUAAUAAUGUGAGUUUUCUCCCUAACAAUCAAAUGACCAUCUAAAAGUGCUUUACUGAAACGAUGAUUUUCCUUUCCUGCUCCAGUUCAGCCACAGAACAAAUGUUCUUCCCCCCCCCCCCCACUGCAUUAUAUGGUGAGGCAAUGCAAUUCUGUCGGUGCUGUUUGGGCACAAAGGGUUAGAGAUACUUUUUCUUUGCCAUAUAAAAAGUUAAUAUUUACAGUGGAAUACUUCUAUGAAAAAUGUGCAAAGGAAAUUAUUAACCAAUGAAAACCCUGCUGAAAUAUAUGGACAUUAUUAAGUAAAUAAACUAUGCCUGAAGACAUAA
Molecule: messenger RNA, 5211 nt
Organism: Candoia aspera
Lineage: Eukaryota; Metazoa; Chordata; Lepidosauria; Squamata; Candoiidae
Gene: FBLN5
Product: fibulin 5
Exons: 11
Coding region: 274-1608 (444 amino acids)
Biological process (GO): elastic fiber assembly
Molecular function (GO): calcium ion binding
Source: RefSeq, a predicted model, not a curated record